This is a messenger RNA of Malassezia restricta, 459 nucleotides long. RefSeq names its product ubiquitin. The transcript has a single exon. Gene Ontology annotation, biological process: protein ubiquitination; modification-dependent protein catabolic process. The record is from RefSeq and is a predicted model, not a curated record. Lineage: Eukaryota; Fungi; Basidiomycota; Malasseziomycetes; Malasseziales; Malasseziaceae. Bases 1 to 459 code for a protein of 152 amino acids. Gene Ontology annotation, molecular function: protein tag activity; zinc ion binding; ubiquitin protein ligase binding. Gene Ontology annotation, cellular component: nucleus; cytoplasm.
AUGCAGAUUUUUGUCAAAACACUCUCGGGCUCCUCUAUCACGCUGGACGUCGAAGAGUCAGAUACCGUGGAUCAUGUAAAGGCUCAAAUCCAGCGUAAGCAGGGCAUCCCCCCCGAUGAGCAGCGCCUUCUCUUUGCCGGCAAGCAGCUCGAAGACGGCCGCACGCUGAGCGACUACCAGAUCCAAAAAGAAUCGACGCUGCAUCUCGAACUGCGUCUGCGUGGUGGCGCCAAGAAGCGCUGCCAAAACGGUGCGGGCACCGAUCAACAAUGCCGCGACGCCGCGAUCCAGCUCGUCGGCGAGUGCCCCCACUGCCACCUCAAGUUUUGCGGUCGUCAUCGCCUGCCUGAAACCCACAACUGCGCGCAGCAGGAACAGCUUCGCAGCGCAGCAUUCGCGGCGAACAAGGAAAAGCUCGAGAGCGAGCGCACGGUCGGCACACGCGGCCUCGUACACUAA